AUGGUGUCUUUUGUAUCCUGCGUGGAUCAAUCCAGAAGCUCCAGACCUGACCCCAGCUGGGCAAUGCAUGUUUUGCUGCAAGAGGUGAAAUCAUCUUGGAAGGGUGUGCAAUCCCGCUUGAAGAAGUGGCGACCAGAACCAGAGCGCUUGCUGGAGACUCUGCCCGCUACUUUUGAUGAGCUCCCUGAAGUCAUCAAGGGAAAUAUGGGUUGGAGCGACCGGCAGAGAGCGAAGCCAGACCAGUGUCUGCGUCGACGCUGGCGGCGCACACAUGCUUCGCAAGUGCGUCUGCGAAACACCAAUGCCAACCACGCGCAGAAUCCUCGCCAAAUGGCGGCAGUGUCUUCGCAAUCGAUGAUGGGAGCUGUGGGUAACGUGGCCAUGCAGCUGCUGCAGUUACAGCAGCUGCAAGCCGCCUCCGUUGCAGCCUUGCCGAACUUGCAAGUAUUUACAGAGAACCUGCGAGGGGGAACGGGACACCACUCACAGACUCCUCCGUCGCGCGCGGAGGCGCCUGCCCAGAGCCCACAGUCCAAGAGGCCAUUGAAAGCUCUGAUGGAUAGCCCUUGGAAUGAGAGCAAGCAGGAGAGGCAGAAGAUGUCUGAUAACAAGGCGCCCGCUCCUGCGCAGGAGGAGCGCGCGAAAGAGGAUGCAUCGACCGACCGGUUGCGUGCCAAACGAGAGGAGAAGGGGCCUUCAGAACCUCAGACCACCGUUCCUGGAGGUGACUCUGCUGUGGAUCCCGCGCGUCGAACGUGUGCUGUGAUGCAGCGACCGGCAGCAAGUCCGGCGACAAAGGUCUGCAAACCUGCCAAGAAGCCUGCGUCCGCAGUUCCUGAAGCAAAGAAGCCCAAUCUUUCUUUUGAUGCAAAGCGAUGGGGGAGUUGCCGCGCCGAGUACUCCAGGGAGAAGAGCUACAUUCGCUGUUGGGACAGCAGAGAUGCCAAAUGGCGAAUGAUCAUUGGCUCCACCUCCGCGGACGGAAAACACGUUGAGAUCUGUGAGAAGUUGGUUCCCUAUGUGAAGCAGGGAAAAGAUAGGGAUGAACUCCAGCGCUUGCGCGCAAAACUGGAGUGA
Durusdinium trenchii is the source of this 1077-nucleotide messenger RNA. The record is from the annotation of a GenBank genome assembly. Lineage: Eukaryota; Dinophyceae; Suessiales; Symbiodiniaceae.